UUGUAUCAAUGGUUCUAACUAGCUCAAAUUCAUACCAUAAGUAUAGUUGAUCAAAUCAGAAAGUAGCAUAGAUAUCUAUAUUAAUAUUUUGAGUAGUUGUUAACAUGUAUAGAUUACUUCCUCAAAUAAACACUCAGAUUUGUGUUUUACCUGAAUCCCAAUCAACGUCCCCAACAUCUGAAGAUCAUCGUAAUGAGUUUUUAAGUGAAGCAAUCUUCGCUGGAGAUAGCUUCUGGGAUCUUGAAGCUGCAUUUGGACGUGUAAAUGGAGUUUUUGAAACGGCUACCGGAUAUUGUGGAGGUACUGCAAAAAACCCUUCACACGCAGAGGUAAUUGAAGGAGGAACUGGCCAUGCUGAGGCUGUGAAAGUCACAUAUGACAAGACAAAAAUACCGUACAAAUCUCUGUGUGACAUGUUCUGGGAAACUCAUGAUUCAACCAACAGAAAUUACCUCAACUUUGGAUUAAUAGGAAAGCACCACAGAUCUGCCAUAUUUUACAAGAAUGAGGAAGAGAGGAAGCCAGGUCAGGAAUCAAAGAUUAGAAAGCAAAUGAAGCUGAACAAGAGGAUUGUCACCAAAAUCAUUCAUCUGAAUAAUGAUUCCGAGUUUUUUCUAGCAGAAAAUAGGAAUCAGAAGUAUUAUUUGCAGCAAAGGCAUUGGCUUUGCCAGAGCUUGGGCCUGAGAAGCACUGACCAUUUCGUUCAGUCAAACAUUGCUUGCAAACUCAAUGGAAUCUUAGCUAUGGAAGGAAAAGAAAUCAUAGAUAGAUUGAGGAUAUUAUUGAAAACCCAGGACCUGCCAAAGGAGAGUAAGUCAGCAUGUGAAGAGAUUAUCUUGGAAUUAGAAUCAAAUGCAGAUGAUUUUGAAGAUCCACGAGCCGUAUAGAAAGCUACGUACUGAUCAAGCAGAAAGCGUUUCCAGUACUCUUUUUAAUUUUGUGGAGGGAAAAAAUAAAAGCUUGGGUGAACGUGCCAUAUAAAUUUAUAUUUUACACAUGACAAUGGCAAUGGCAGAAAUAUGUCAACCAAAAACAUGGACCAUGUUUAGUGCAACACAGUAUACAAUGGCAUGCUUUUGAUAGACCAGAGCUCUUUUUGGAUCAUGAUCCGAAGUCAUAGCAUGUACAAUACAUCUCAUAUUUUUCCAACA
This is a messenger RNA of Humulus lupulus (European hop), 1151 nucleotides long. RefSeq lists its product as uncharacterized. NCBI's taxonomy places the organism in Eukaryota, Viridiplantae, Streptophyta, Magnoliopsida, Rosales, Cannabaceae. Gene Ontology annotation, molecular function: peptide-methionine (S)-S-oxide reductase activity. The transcript is spliced from 5 exons. The record is from RefSeq and is a predicted model, not a curated record. Gene Ontology annotation, biological process: cellular response to oxidative stress. Bases 105 to 887 code for a protein of 260 amino acids. Gene Ontology annotation, cellular component: cytoplasm.